Molecule: messenger RNA, 2558 nt
Organism: Bufo bufo (common toad)
Lineage: Eukaryota; Metazoa; Chordata; Amphibia; Anura; Bufonidae
Gene: GNAI1
Product: G protein subunit alpha i1
Exons: 9
Coding region: 564-1472 (302 amino acids)
Biological process (GO): adenylate cyclase-modulating G protein-coupled receptor signaling pathway
Cellular component (GO): heterotrimeric G-protein complex
Molecular function (GO): G-protein beta/gamma-subunit complex binding; GTPase activity; GTP binding
Source: RefSeq, a predicted model, not a curated record
GUCCGGAGGGGGUUAAACGGGGGCCGUCUGCACGUCGACAUCCAAUAAGGAGCCAGAGGCGGGGAACGUCCGCUUGCUCAAUCCGGGUACUGUGGAGAGUGGCAAGCUUUACCCUUGGGGUGUAGCCAGAAGGUUUGCGCGUGCUCAUCACUCUGUACUGUAGAAGGAAAGAAGCUCAGGGGAGAAGCAGCUGUGGAAGCCGGAGCCUGGGGAGGGAGCGUCUGGCUGGCUCCUCAGCAUCAUUAGCCCUCAUUUACCACAGCGCCUCCCCCCGAGACCGCGCGCACAUUCCGCCUCCAUAGAGCCGUGUCGCCUGCUGGCCUCCGCCCACCCCGAGCCCCCUGAUCCUCGGUGAGCGCCGCCGCUCCCGGCUUUGUGUGUGCGCAGAGUGUCCCGCAGCGCUGUCGCCAUGGAUGUACGCUGAGCGCGGAGGACAAGGCGGCGGUGGAGAGGAGUAAGAUGAUCGACAGGAACCUGCGGGAGGACGGGGAGAAAGCCGCCCGGGAGGUCAGCUGCUGCUUCUGGGUGCUGGAGAAUCAGGGAAAAGUACAAUCGUCAAACAGAUGAAGAUUAUCCAUGAGGCGGGUUAUUCAGAAGAGGAAUGCAAACAGUACAAAGCAGUAGUAUACAGUAACACUAUACAGUCCAUCAUCGCCAUUAUUAGAGCCAUGGGCAGAUUGAAGAUAGAUUUUGGAGACCCAACAAGAGCGGAUGAUGCUCGUCAGCUUUUUGUCUUAGCUGGAGCUGCAGAGGAAGGUUUUAUGACGGCUGAGCUGGCCGGAGUCAUCAAGCGUUUAUGGAAAGAUGGUGGAGUACAGGCCUGCUUUAACAGAUCGAGAGAAUACCAGCUCAAUGACUCUGCAGCCUAUUACCUCAACGACUUGGACAGGAUAGCUCAGAACAGUUACAUUCCUACGCAGCAGGACGUUCUCAGGACCAGAGUGAAGACCACUGGCAUAGUGGAAACACAUUUUACUUUUAAAGAUCUUCAUUUUAAGAUGUUUGAUGUCGGCGGUCAAAGAUCUGAAAGAAAAAAGUGGAUUCAUUGCUUUGAGGGAGUUACUGCCAUCAUUUUCUGUGUGGCACUGAGCGAUUACGAUUUGGUUCUAGCUGAAGAUGAAGAGAUGAACCGAAUGCACGAGAGCAUGAAAUUAUUUGACAGCAUCUGCAAUAACAAGUGGUUUACAGACACCUCCAUUAUCCUUUUCCUAAACAAAAAAGAUCUCUUUGAAGAAAAAAUCAAGAGAAGUCCUCUAACAAUUUGUUACCCAGAAUAUGCAGGUUCAAAUACGUACGAAGAAGCCGCAGCAUAUAUUCAGUGUCAAUUUGAAGAUCUGAACAAAAGAAAGGAUACAAAGGAAAUCUACACCCACUUCACAUGUGCGACAGAUACCAAGAACGUGCAGUUUGUAUUUGAUGCAGUGACUGAUGUCAUCAUAAAAAACAAUCUCAAAGACUGUGGCCUUUUCUAAAAAUGUCAUUAUAUGAUUGCAUUUGACUUCACCCUGUUAUAGCUUGAUGGCUUUUGGAGUGAUUUAAGACCCUCAAUGAACGGCGGACCAGUACUGUACUUUGCCAGUUUUAUUAGCUUUAUUUAUGUUCAUGUCUUGUAAAUUUUUCAAAAGUCACUGCUAUUUGCUAGGCCACACAAUGGAGAAGGUAUUUUGAUUGUAUGUAUACUGUAAUUGUAGGGAUGUUAUUUGUACAGACAUUGGACAGACUAUUUUAAUAAUUUGAAUAGUUUAAAAAAAAACGCAAAAAAAAUCCUCUUAUGAAAUGCAGUUAGAGGACAUUUUUUUUUUCUCGCCUGUUUAGGUUAUUUAAGGAAAUUAAUGUAUAUUUUCUUUUUUUUUUUCCCUUUUAAGCAUGCAUGCUGCCUUAUUCUGUGUUCUGCAAUGUUUCCUUGCAAGCCUGUAAGAUAUAAAUCUAUAUAUAAAGAAGCAGAAUGAAAUCUGGACUCCUUAAAGUUGCACAAUCCUGGGGCAUGUAACACAGAAUCAUCCUGUCGGCCUGAGCCUUCACUGUGCAUUUUUCUUAUAUAAUACUUCUCUUGCGCAUUGCCUUACAGGUGGUGCCAAAACUGCAUUUUUUUAUACAUUUUAAGAAUCCAGUAAUCUUUUAGUUGUAAAUAGAUUUUUUCCAGGUGUUUUUGUCCAGAACAUUUUGUGGGCUGCUGAAAUGGGACCGAUCACCUUAUUGUUGUUGGAGGAAUCAUGUCCUUGGCAUGCUGACCAUGGCAGUACUUUGUAUAGAUGAGUCAGUCUGGCGUUCUUGCAAUUCCGCAUACGUGCUACAUUUUAGUACACCUCAGCUUUUCCAUCGAAACGUUGCCGCUGGAUGACUCUCCAUUAUAUUCCGUUUUGGCUUUGUGAUGCAGUCUUUGUAAUUGCCUUACUGUCACUUUUCGUCUUACAAAUCCUAUCAUUCCUUCAUCUUUGCAAAUAUCUUGAGUGGUUAUGUUGUAAGCCCUCCACUGGAAAUCAAGAUAUCCCUAAAAAGUGUGAGAUUAUUAUUAUUUUUUUUUCAAGCGGUGAAAUAUUUUUGCACCUUUUUAGCCA